Populus trichocarpa (black cottonwood) is the source of this 790-nucleotide messenger RNA. RefSeq names its product mitochondrial import inner membrane translocase subunit TIM14-1. NCBI's taxonomy places the organism in Eukaryota, Viridiplantae, Streptophyta, Magnoliopsida, Malpighiales, Salicaceae. The coding region runs from base 163 to 501 and encodes 112 amino acids. The record is from RefSeq and is a predicted model, not a curated record. The transcript is spliced from 3 exons. Gene Ontology annotation, molecular function: ATPase activator activity. Gene Ontology annotation, cellular component: PAM complex, Tim23 associated import motor. Gene Ontology annotation, biological process: protein import into mitochondrial matrix.
UGGCAGUGAAUGGUUGGGACUGUAAAGUGCCACAGAAACUGGGAGAUGCACGGAAUCAGCAAGAAGCUCUUUCACUGUUUCUUCUUCUUCUACAGAAAGCUUUGAAGAGUUUUUAGCAGUAUUCAUUCUCUCUAUUUAUUACUAUUUAUAAAUUUUAAAAAAAUGGCGACGCCGUUUCUGGCUGGGCUAGCAAUAGCAGCAGCAGCACUGGCAGGGAAAUACGGGGUCCAGGCAUGGCAAUCAUUUAAAGCAAGACCACCAAAGCCUAGAAUACGCAAAUUUUAUGAUGGAGGGUUUCAGCCUAAAAUGACGAGAAGAGAAGCUGCUCUUAUUCUUGGCAUUAGAGAAAAUGCUGGAGCAGAGAAGGUGAAGGAAGCACAUAGAAGAGUGAUGGUAGCAAACCAUCCUGAUGCGGGUGGUAGCCACUACCUUGCUUCAAAAAUCAACGAGGCUAAAGACGUGAUGCUUGGCAAGACAAAGGAUGGCGGAUCUGCAUUCUGAUCUUUCUUCAACAUGCCCUGCUGCUUGCUCGCUGCCUGCUGCUCAUAACACUGAAUAUAGGGUUUCUUUUCUUUUCUUUUCUUUUCAAAGCACAAGAAACUGUGAGUCGCUACAAUGUGUGCUCUUCUUGCCUCUUCACUAGCCAUUUACUACUGUGGCUAGGAGUUCAAUAGCUGCAAGUCCUUCAGCGACGAGAUUUGUUGCUGCAGUUCUUGGUGAUGAUGACGAUUAAAAUGUGUAUUCAGACAUCUGUUACUUUUAUUAGUUAUCUUUGAGAGUCCAACCUGAA